CGAAAAAGAAAAGGAGAUCAUCAAGAUCGACCCAGAACUCGCUGCUGCAUUUACCAUGAUUAUAAUGUCUCGGUGGAGAUCAUGAUCACUGCAAGCUGGUGUACGUAUCGUAUAGCUAGCUUCGUUUGUGGAUGAAAUAUAUACUCAGUACUAAUAUUCCACUUCUCCUACUUAAUUUUCUUCCCACCUUGCAAUUUGAGCAUGCAUGCAAAUAAAUAGCUAGUCUUUUAAAUUGGCAUAUAUUUAGUGGUCGCUGUUCUAGAUCUGGUGUUUUGAAGGGUAUUCUAUGCAUGCAUGCAGAUAAUCGACAUUAAUUUUACAAAAGCAUAGAAUCUGCAGUAGGCCGAUUAUAAUGUGCUAAAAUUAUAAUAUAAUAAGCCAAAGGGCAAAAAGUGACUACUCCAUGAUCGAUCACUACUGCCACAGAUCAGCUCUUCUCGGCCAUGUAUUUUACCAGCAAAUUCAACGAAGGCUCUCGAUCUAUAUAUAUACACAAAUAUAUAUAGCUCAUCAGCUUCGGAAUCCUUCAAUAUGUACAUAGUUAUAUAUUGCAUUCCGGCCCGGAAAUAGUACUGCACAACAAAUGGAAAGAACAGCCACAUGCAGUAGGUGCCAUAAACAGUAUUUAUUGCCCAAGCACUCAGAAAGUAGUAUUCGUUGCAGAGAAUGCACUAAAGCCGUUACAAGAAUAAGCACAUCGUCAAGUGGAUGCAGCCACCUAGGAUGGCAUUUCAUACAGUCAGUACUAUACUCGAAGCCUGAUCUUCGGACAUCUAGAAAUGUUAGUAAAGAGUUACAGAAGAAUAAGCAAAAAUCAAGCAGCAGUAGUAGUGGUACAAGUACUGCAGCCAGCCAAAUUUAUUCUUCUUCGCUUGAUAUUAAGCCAGCUCCUUCAGUUUCUUCUGCAGAGGCACCCCGCGGAAGGCCGAAGCGAGCACUUCUUUGUGGGGUUACUCACCGUAAUAAGACAUACAGCCUCAGCGGAACUAUUAAUGAUGUGAGAAACAUGAAAAAUUUGUUGAUUCAACACUUUGGUUAUCCUCGGGAGUGUAUUCGCAUCCUCACAGAAGAAGAUGAAGGAAGUGAUUUUACUCCAACUAAGAAGAAUAUAAAAGACUCCUUAAAAUGGCUUGUGGAGGGUUCAGAGUCUGGAGAUUUACUGGUGUUCUACUACUCCGGACAUGGCUUACAACAACCUGAUGAUGUCACAAACGAAGAGCUCGAUGGGUUUGAUGAAACAAUCUGUCCGGUUGACUUUAUGCAAGAGGGGAUGAUCCUUGAUGACGAGAUACAUUCCACCAUAGUUCGGCCGCUCAAGGAGGGCGUCACACUUCAUGCAAUUGUCGAUGCUUGUCAUAGUGGAACCAUUCUUGAUCUAGACUACACAUACGACCUACAGAGGAAGGACUGGAAAAGCAACAGACCUCCAUCAAAAUUAGCAGACAAUAGUACAAGCGGUACUAGUACUGGAUUGGCAAUUUGUCUCAGUGCUUGUGGAGAUGAUCAGAUGACUUCCGAUACCGAUGCUUUCUCGAAAAAGGAAAUGAAUGGUGCAAUGACCUCUAUUUUGAUCCAAAUGGUUGGGAAGGAUUCUGAAAUAACAUACGAAGUUCUACUCAACAAAAUGCACGACUUUAUUCAACAAGUUAACAAUAAAAGCAUGAUCCUCAAUUCGAGGUUCUUACAGAGGAUUUUUCAUCGCACAAAAUUAGAGGAUCCUCUGCUAUCAUCGUCUCAGAAAUUCGAGGUUUCCACAAAGAAGUUUUUGCAGUAGAUCAUACGUUAUGCAUGGGAGUUUGCCGUCGACAUUGCAACGAUCGUCAAAUUAAACACAGGUUGGAAUAACUGUGCCUUUUUGCAAAAGGCCAGUUUUUGUGUGCAGAAUGAGGAAUAUAUAUAAUAAAUAAUCAAAAUAAGCCGUUUAUAAUUAAUUACUACUGCUUGGUGUGGAAUACUUCCUGCAUGGCCUGCAGUCUAUAUAUGUAUAAUUUGUUAUGGUUCUUCAAUAAAUCUUAAAUAUGCAAUAUUUCGUUGUAACAAAUACGAUCCUAAUUAAUGACUCGUUAU
Messenger RNA from Juglans regia (Persian walnut), 2067 nucleotides. RefSeq names its product metacaspase-1-like. Gene Ontology annotation, biological process: proteolysis. The record is from RefSeq and is a predicted model, not a curated record. NCBI's taxonomy places the organism in Eukaryota, Viridiplantae, Streptophyta, Magnoliopsida, Fagales, Juglandaceae. Gene Ontology annotation, molecular function: cysteine-type endopeptidase activity. The transcript is spliced from 5 exons. Bases 584 to 1774 code for a protein of 396 amino acids.